This is a messenger RNA of Nothoprocta perdicaria, 2161 nucleotides long. RefSeq names its product adducin 2 (gene ADD2). Gene Ontology annotation, molecular function: actin filament binding. Gene Ontology annotation, cellular component: postsynaptic density; cytoskeleton; plasma membrane. The transcript has 14 exons. The record is from RefSeq and is a predicted model, not a curated record. Lineage: Eukaryota; Metazoa; Chordata; Aves; Tinamiformes; Tinamidae. Gene Ontology annotation, biological process: barbed-end actin filament capping. The coding region runs from base 8 to 2161 and encodes 717 amino acids.
CGCCAGGAUGAGCGCCGCCGCCAGCCCCGAGCGGGCGCCCUCGCCGCCCGCCGCCCGCUACUUCGAGCGCUUCUCGGCCGACGACCCCGAGUACCUGCGCGCCCGCAACAUGGCAGCCGACCUGCGCCAGGACUUCAACAUGAUGGAGCAGAAGAAGCGCGUCACCAUGAUCCUGCAGAGCCCGUCUUUCAGAGAGGAGCUGGAGAGCCUCAUCCAGGAGCAGAUGAAGAAAGGCAACAACUCGUCCAACAUCUGGGCCCUGCGGCAGAUCGCCGACUUCAUGGCCAGCACAUCGCCCGCCGCCUUYCCCACGUCACCCAUGGGUCCCUCCACAGUGACGCCCAUCAACGACCUGCACGGGGCYGGCGAGGCGCUGCCGCUGGCCAAGGGCGAGCGCCUCAUGCGCUGCAAGGUGGGCAGCGUCUACCGCCUGCUCGACCUCUACGGCUGGGCCCAGCUCAGCGACACCUAUGUCACGCUGCGCGUGAGCAAGGAGCAGGACCAUUUCCUCAUCAGCCCCAAGGGCCUCUCGUGCAGCGAGGUGACRGCGUCCAGCCUGGUCAAGGUGAACAUCCUGGGCGAGGUGGUGGAGCAGGGCAGCACCGGCUUCGCCGUGGACGCYGGCGCAUUCAGCCUGCAUGCCGCCGUGUACGCCGCGCGGCCGGCCACGCGCUGCGUGGUGCACCUGCACACGCCGGCCACCGCCGCGGUGUCAGCCAUGCGCUGCGGGGUGCUGCCCGUGUCGCACGAGGCGCUGCUGGCCGGCGAYGCCGCCUACUUCGACUUCGGCGGCGCGCUGCAGGACGAGGCCGACCGCGUGCAGCUGCAGAAGUGCCUGGGACCCACCUGCAAGAUCCUGGUGCUGCGCAACCACGGCGUGCUGGCGCUGGGCGACACGGUGGAGGAGGCGUUUUACAAGAUCUUCCACCUGCAGGCGGCCUGCGAGAUACAGGUGUCGGCGCUGUCGAGCGCGGGUGGUGCCGAGAACCUCAUCGUGCUGCAGCGCGACAAGCACCGGCCGCACGAGGCCGGCUCCGUGCGCUGGGCCGGCAGCACCUUCGGGCCCAUGCAGAAGAGCCGCCUGGGCGAGCACGAGUUCGAGGCCCUCAUGCGCAUGCUCGACAACCUGGGCUACCGGACGGGCUACACGUACCGCUACCCCUUCGUGCAGGAGAAGAGCAAGCCCAAGAGCGACGUGCUCAUCCCCGCCACGGUGACGGCCUUCGUGCUGGCUGAGGAGGCGGCGGUGGCGGCKGCGCCGCGGCCGCAUGCGCAGCGGCAGCAGCAGGAGAAGACGCGCUGGCUCAACACCCCCAACACCUACCUGCGUGUGGACGUGGCCGGCGAGCAGCCCGGCGGGCCCCGCACCAGGACCACGUGGCUGAAGGCGGAUGAGGCGGAGAAGGGCGGUGGCGGCGGCACGGCCAUCCGCAUUGAGAACCCCAACCAGUUCGUGCCGCUCUACACGGACCCGCAGGAGGUGCUGGAGAUGCGCAACAAGAUCCGCGAGCAGAACCGGCAGGACGUCAAGUCGGCCGGGCCGCAGUCGCAGCUCCUGGCUGGCGUCAUUGGGGACAGCAGUCGCAGCCCCUCCACAGAGAGCCAGCUGGCAGCAGCGGGCGACGAGCCCCCGGAGGCGGCGCCAGAGCCGGAGCCCCCCAACCCCUUCCGGCAGCUCACGGACCAGGAGCUGGAGGAAUACCGGCGCGAGGUGGAGCGCAAGGAGCGGCCGCCCCACGGACAGCGGGAUGGCACCGACGGGGAGCCCCCGGCAGCGCCCACUGCCGAGAAUCCCGACAGCUCCGGCACCAACGGGACCCCCGCGCCCGACACGGAGCCCCAGGGUGAGGGGCCACGGGAGGAGGAGGGUGGUCGUGGUGAUGAGGGUGAUGGGAAAGCUGAUGGUGAGGAUGAGGGUGCUGCUGCUGGUGAUGCUGGUGGGAAUGAUGAUGAGGACAAUGAUGGUGGUGAUGAGGGCGACGGUGAUUGUGAGAAUGACAUGGUGGUGAUGAUGAGGACAACGGUGGUGCGGGAGCGCGCGGCCGGCAGCCCCGCCUCGCCCGAGGGCUCCCCCAGCAAGUCGCCCUCCAAGAAGAAGAAGAAGUUCCGCACGCCCUCCUUCCUCAAGAAGGGCAGGAAGAAGGAGAAGGCCGAGGCGUGA